Messenger RNA from Porites lobata, 5083 nucleotides. The record is from the annotation of a GenBank genome assembly. NCBI's taxonomy places the organism in Eukaryota, Metazoa, Cnidaria, Anthozoa, Scleractinia, Poritidae.
GCAGGAGAUCGAGUCACUCUAAGGUAAGGUUUUUCCUUCAAGUAUUAUUACUUUUUUGAAGAGGCAUAAAAUUGUACGCUUUCUGAUAGUGAAAAUUAUUUACGUAGUUAUUAAGUUAAAAACAACAAAAAGCAGAUUGUAGUGAAUUUAAAAAACUACGGCUUUAUCUAGUUAAAAUGUUAUAAUAGAAACAAUUUUUAAAGCAAGCUUUUUAUUUCAAUGUCAUUUUCACAAAUUCAUAUCAAAAAAACAAACAGGAUAUAAAUUAACGUUUAACGAGUGUUUGGAAUUAGAUGCAAGACUCCUCAUUCCUUUGUCCAAUAGAUUCUAGCCGUUUUGUCUUUGUUUCACCACACAAAGUUCUGCCGCGAGGUUCUGCUCUUUACACUUAUUAAACAUUUUCUGCAAAAAAGUACCCCCUUUCUUACACCAUUCACUGAAAUUAAAAUAGUGCCUCUUUGACAUAGCUAGCAACAUGAAGUCUUUUUUUUUUCUUUGUUCCCUUUUCGGGCGGAGCCUCCCAAGGUAUAAUUUUGUCCGCAACGGAACGCCAUACCCAAGAGAGGCCAUUAAAGGAAAUCCCCCAUCCUCCGUGAGAAACACUCAAGUCUCAUGCUUGAUAUAAUUAUUAUUUCCGUCAUCAUUUAUUAUCAACAGAGCAAACGCGCAGUAACAAGAUGGCAAAAGUGCAUCGGGUGUGGUCACUAACAAGUCAACGUUUCUUGGAGUUACAGAUCAAUACAUCAAAUACAGGUAACCAAGCAUCUAGUAAUUGACAAGUAUUUUCUUUUCCUUUUAUAUCUUUUAAUUUGUCAAAUCCACAUUCAAUAUACUGACUAAAUGCAGCUGUCGCUAAAAGAAACGAGGGGAAAAUUCCUCUAAACCAAUUUUCUCUGGUCAAUCCGCACUUAACCACGCCGUGGAAAUCUUGAAGAAGGGUGAGGUUGUCACAUUCAAAAUCUCAAGCGUGCUCUUUGAUUCUUGUGUUGUUAAAAUUGCCUUUUGUUACCUUUAAUCUUUCUUGCACCAGACCCCGUCCACACUAAUCAGGAUACUUUUGAAAACGCAUUUUUAGACGGAAGUGCCUUCCGUUCACAUGAAACCAGUGAAUCCGCACUUAAUUCGUGUAAUUGUUGUUUCAGAAACAACCGGAUUCUUGUUGAAGGGACAUCAUUCGACGGUUUUUUUUGUUGCAUGUCGUGAAUACCCACGGUAUCAGCUCUAUAUUGCUUCCGCCUCGAGAGCCUCACUUCUUCUCCCACCUGACUCGUUGCCGAUAAUCGUGGUAUUACCCCCCCCCUCCACCUCCCAGAAAAUGGGCACAAACAACCUUUAAUUUUAAUUUUUAUUAUUAUUAUUGUUGUGCUCUUGGUUGUUUUUUGUGCGUGCUCCAUUCAUCAAACUCUAUAUACAUAAAUCCACAUAACAAUUAUGAUUCAUUUCUAUUCAGACCUUGCAGAAGUCAAGUCGAGCAAAAAAGAGGGGGAAGGAAAUUUGGGUGAGACGCACUUAUGAUGUUAUUUUUUUAUUUAUUGUUCAUUUAAUAUUUCUAUAAUAUAGAUCUUUAUUAUCUUUUUAUAUACUUAUUUAGUGUGAUUUUCCAAAUCCACAAUAUUUAAUAUACUGUAAAACCAGCCUGUUAAAUUCAGUUAGUCAAAAGACUAAUUUUUCAGCACUUCUAGUUUAAUUUUGUUAAUGAUACUAUCCUAGAAAAAAGUUCCCACAAAAUACAGAAUAAAAUGAAAUUUUAACCGUAGGUUGACAGCGCAUUUUUUUCUUCCUGCGACCGGGGGAGGGGGGGGGGGCACCAGAGGCUCCCCUUUAUAACUUCAAAACCUCUCAUGCUAAGGCCACCAAAAUAACACAGAACAAAUAACUCGCCAUUUCCAGCUUCCGGGUAUAUUUUGAUUGGCACAGUAACGUAUAUCUGGCGUCAUUAUGACGUAAUAUGGUUGGAUUUAGUGCCAGAAUCCACAUUUCCCCUAAAUUAAACAUGGAGCGGAAAAUACUUUAAUAGUAAAGUGUUUAAUAAAAUCGAGAAGUUGGCUUACAUAUAAAUAACCUUGAACAAUGGCACUGAUGUCAUGAUGGCGUCAUUUACUACUAAAUAAAAUUAACUAUCUUGGAUCCGCCAUUUUGAAUUAUUUAAAUGUAUUUCAUUUUCCUUAAAACCGCUAUAAAGCGAAGAAUUUUUAAUAGAAAACUUGAUCCGAGUAUAAAGCGAUGCUUAGGAAGCCAAAAAUCUGCAGAAGAUGCAAUUCCGAGAAAAAAUGAAAACUGUUGAAAAUUAAACUCAGCAUAUGCCAUUUGAUGUUAAAUCUUUUUUUUUCCUAAUAAAACUAGUCACCAAAACCCCUGAAUUUCAUCAACAGUGACAAUAACUUUUAAUUAAUUAAAUAACAGUAUAUUUAAGAGUGAUAUAAUAAUUCCAGAAAUAAUUCUAGAUACUAUUAUUUUUAAUUAAUCGAAAUGAACAGGAGCCUAUGAGAUGAAAUGACUUGUAAAUAGUGCUUUGAACAAAUAGUUUUUUUUUCUGCAGCUAAAUUAAUUGUUCAUAGGUUUUAAAACAGUGAAACCUGUAUUAAGCGGACACCGUCGGGGAAUGCAGUAGUGUCCGCAUAAUAAAGGGUGUCCGCCUAAUACAGGUUUCGAUAGGUAACGUCAAAUGAGGUGUCAAAUGCCAUACAAAUGACCAGUGGAAACGUUUAGAGUACUCCCAGAGACUAUGACGAUAUAAGUUUGCAUUAAUUUCUUUAUCAAAGUGGACCAAUUGAUCAUACUACCAUAAAAAUAGAUUGCAACUCAAAUUUGAAGAAAUCAAUGAGUGAAACAAGCUCUAAACAAACAAAACGAAAUAUAGAAAACAAUACUGUACUGUGCAGCUAAUCAAGUAAGUUCGUCAAGUCACGUGUUUUAAUGUAAAAAUCGAAAAAUUUGUGGGUUGCAAUUCGAGGCAUUCUUUUACCGGUGUCUAGCAUGUUGGGUGGUGGAAUUUAAUUACAAGUGUCUGUUUAAUACAGGUUGACAACAAUAGAAAUGACCAUUUCAGGUACUUUUUAGGUGUCCGUAUCCGCUUAAUACAGUUGUCCGCUUCAUAAAGGUUUCAUUUAAAAAAAAAUAAGGGAAAUAAAUUUGGGGACUUUGGCUACUGUCCGCUUAAUAGAGGGUGUCCGCUUAAUACAGGUUUCACUGUAGUUAGCUUUGUUGUUAAUAAAAGGUUAUUAUUAUUAUUAAAAAUAAUAAUAAUAAUUCCAUAGGUAAAAAUAGAAUUUAAACCUAUUUUUGAGAAACAAAUGCAAAUUAUGAAAAACAUGGCUGCCAAAACUUGGUUGCCAUGGUAACAUCAAAGUUGACGUACACGUAACGACGACGUUUAAAAUGAUCCCAGUUAAUUUUUAGGGAAAGUCGCUAAGUUUGGUGGUCAAAGCUUGAUCGGUUUUAAAGUUAAUUAAAUUUUUCGCGAUGGGGGCUCUAACAGCCUGAAUCAGGUUAAAUGAAAGAAGUACAGAUUUAGUGGUCUAUUCGUUUACGACUCAUUGGUGAAUUCAUGUUGUGCAAUCAAGGGCUUGUUUCCUCGUAUAUUUUCAUCAAUGAAAACUCGGUGUUAGUAGAAGUAGUAUUUGAAGCUGUUGAUAUCAGCAGUCUUACAUUGUAACAUUGUUUUGGUAAGUUGUUACACUCAGUCAAACUUCAACAGUGUCUUUCUCUGGAAAGCACGGCAUUUACUUAUUUUUCUCUUUAAUUAAGGUAAAAUAACCUUCAGAACCGGCACAAGGUCACCAAAGAAAUCAUAUCACUUGGUAUUUGAAGAGGCAACAAAUGAUCGUAAUUACAGCCUUGAAAUUGAUGACGACGACGAAUUAUCAGUGAAGGUUAGACACAAUUUCGUCCUAAUAGUUCGUUUUGAAAAAUUUUUUCGAAAGCACACCUACUCUUUCAAAAUAAGAAAAAUAUAGUACACUAACAAGUAUAAGUAAUUAAAGUUACUGUCCUUGAGAACACACAGGGUAGGUAAGUUGUUCUAAUAAAAUAGAACAUGCCUAAAGGCCCGGGAAAUUAUAAGGAUUUGGACAAAACGCAAGUGAAAUUAUUCCCUAAUUUCACGAGCAUACCAUUUGAUUAUCUAUUAAUAUCAUGGGUGACGAAUUACCUUAGCAAUCGAGGAUUUUUGACUUGUUUAUCCUGCAUCGUAUCGAUCGAUCGUGAACUCCACUCUCUCAAACGUCUAGAGCUGACAUUUGGAUUAAAUUUUCAGAAUUGUUCGACAACAUACCUCUAAGAAUCCUUCUUGAAGUGCUCUUUCGUGUGUUCAGGUCUUCUAAAGCGUCUUUUUAUGCCCUGACAUCUUCAUUCAUGACAUUUUAAAACUUCGUCGCCAUCUUGAAACGGAGACGUACGGCAGGUUGCCAUGGCAAUUUAGUAAUUUCACAUGUGAAAUUACAAAUUAACGCUGAAAUUUCGCGCCAAAAUUAAGGAGUAAUUCGUCACCUAUGAUAUUAUCGUCAUAAUCUCAAUGAUAGAAUGCGAAAUCACUUUAAUCAUAAAAUUUCCAAUGCAGUCUCUGGGUUCUGCACGGGUACAAUUAGAAAUUCUUCACUCACUAUAAAAUGCUCAAGCAAGCGACGGUGGGCUUUGAUCUACUGUACAUUAUUUCAGAAUUCCAAAUUAAUCAGAUUGAAAUUGGAUUUUUUUUUUCUCAACAGGGUUGGAAUAAGGACACGCCUCCUAAUCCCCCUUUAGAAUUUCAACCCCAUUCAAAAAACAGUGAGCCUUUCACCUGUCUUAUUGCAUUGAAGCCAUCUUGGACAGAAAAAACAGCCACAGAAAAUUCAUUCCUCCUUGCUUCGAGUAGCGAUGGGAAGUUGUCACUGAGACCAUAUCACCCUUUGGAUGAGCAUCACCCGGAUGAGCUCUUUCUUCUAACAUAUGUCUAGAUAGAACGUUUAAAACAACUACACAAGCUUAAACUCAUUUAUGACAGGCGCGUACACAGCAAAUUUGACCAUUGACCACACAUUUUAAAAAAAUUAUAUCUCCACUGUUAUUUACCAUAGCUUAAAACGUUAUACCUCAUUUGAAAGGG